CCAAACAGUUUUUGUGCUGCGGAAAAGUUAAUUUUUUUAGCUUGUGUUUUCUUGAUUUCUCCAAGCGGGUUGAGUGCAUUUAAGUCAUCCGCUUGGAUACACUGCCAAGGAUUUUCACCACAUCCUUCCAGUCAUGCCAAUUUAUAAACCAUUUAAGAAAACUCUUCCACCUUCAGUACAGAAGGAUAAAGAUUCCCAGAAAUGUGGACUGCGGCACACAGUUUAUUCUGUCUGUGGAAAUGAAUAUACUGGAGAGUGGCUGGACAACAAGAAGCAUGGCAACGGAAUUCAGGUUUGGAAGAAAGCUGGUGCCAUUUAUCAUGGGGAGUGGAAAUACGGAAAACGUGAUGGUUAUGGCACCUACAGUGUACAAGUCCCAGAAAGAAAGGAGUACACAAGGAAGUAUUGUGGUCAAUGGAAAAAUGGAAAGAAGCAUGGAUAUGGGACAUACUUCUUUGACAACUCAGCAGUGUAUGAGGGGGAGUGGGCAGACGACCAACACAACGGCUGGGGAAGAAUGUACUACGAAAACGGAGACGUGUAUGAAGGAGAAUGGCUGAACCAUAAGAAUCACGGUCAAGGAAUCAUUAGAUUUUCCAAUGGAAACUGGUAUGAGGGCUCGUGGCGAGAUGGGAAGAGGAACGGUGAUGGAAAGUUCUAUUACUCUGACAAAGGCCUGCUUUAUGAAGGCUUUUGGGUGGACGGGAUAGCAAAAUGUGGGACACUUGUAGAUGUUGGAAGGGAAUCAGCGCCAUCACCACCUGAGUUCCCGUUUCCAGAGAUUAAACUGGUGGACAUGGAGUUGGUUUUACGGGACGCUAGAGCAGCUUGCCAAAGUCACUAUUGAAGAGCAGGAGGAAAAAUGGCAAGUUCCUACUUUAUCCAGUUGCCAAGAAGCCAAUAAAACGACGCCAUUCAUUGAUGAA
Molecule: messenger RNA, 926 nt
Organism: Poeciliopsis prolifica (blackstripe livebearer)
Lineage: Eukaryota; Metazoa; Chordata; Actinopteri; Cyprinodontiformes; Poeciliidae
Gene: morn3
Product: MORN repeat containing 3
Exons: 6
Coding region: 134-847 (237 amino acids)
Source: RefSeq, a predicted model, not a curated record